CUGCUUCACUGCUGCAUUCCUAUGUGGGCAGGGACACAGGGGCCCCAUGAUCUCCUAUUGUAUAAUCAGGGGCGGACUGACAACUCAUGGGGCCCCCGGGCAAUAGGGGAUCAUGGGGCCCCUGUGUCCUUGCCCAAACCCAAAAAAGCCUAUGGAAAAGGUACCAGGGGCAUCUCAUGGGGCCCCUUACUGACUCCGGGCCCUCGGGCGGUGCCCGAGUUUCCAAAUGGUCAGUCCGCCCCU
Staurois parvus is the source of this 243-nucleotide messenger RNA. NCBI's taxonomy places the organism in Eukaryota, Metazoa, Chordata, Amphibia, Anura, Ranidae. The record is from the annotation of a GenBank genome assembly.